This is a messenger RNA of Physella acuta, 2353 nucleotides long. RefSeq names its product WD repeat-containing protein 70. The record is from RefSeq and is a predicted model, not a curated record. Lineage: Eukaryota; Metazoa; Mollusca; Gastropoda; Physidae. Gene Ontology annotation, molecular function: protein binding. Gene Ontology annotation, cellular component: site of double-strand break; nucleus.
CUUUAAGUUUAAGAGAUAAAAUAUUAAUAAGUUUUUAAGUAACAAACUGCUUUAUUUGGAGGGGGUUGACUGCCAGAAACAAUGCUGCUAUAGCCUAUAAUCAAGUAUUCACAUCCUAAGAUUAAGAUGAGUGGUAUGGAUUCAAAUGAUGAAACUUCAGUUAAAGCCGUUGAAGAUGACAAAAGUGCAAAGAAAGCAAGAACUUUUGACUUCAUGGCCAUGUUUAAAGAAGCUAGAGAAUCUGCAAAGCAACGAACAGGACUUAAUGUAAUAACUAAAGAAACUGAUUCUACAAUAGACAGUGAUGUUGCUUUACAUAUUAAAACAACCAAAUCAGAAAAUUUUAAGACAGAAAGCAAAGUACAUGCUAAAAUUAAGUCUAAAGAUAAUUCAGACAGUGAAGAUGAAAUUGGGCCACCAAUUCCGUCUGGUUUUAAAGUUUUAAAUAGAUUGAAAAAUUCAAAUAUUGAAAGUAAAAAAAAUGUUGGAACUAAAUCCAAAGACAGUUCAGACAGUGAAGAUGAAAUUGGACCUCCAAUUCCAUCUGGGUUUAAACCAUUUAGUCAAGUAAUUCUAAGUGAUAAUAGAAAAGAAAGCCAGUCCAGUGAAAAACCAAGUGACGAUGAAGAAUCAGAUAUUGGUCCUCCAUUACCUCCUGGAUUUAAUCCAGUAUUUGUGAAACCCACAAACAGUGAUGAUAAGAUGAGAGUAACUAGUAAGGACUCAGAUGGAGAAGAUGAUGAUGGUGGAGAAGAUGAUGAUGGUGAAGAAGAUGAUAUUGCUGAAGAUGAUGAGAACCCUUUAAACAGGGUCCCCACAAGUCACGAAAUUGUUCUGGAUCAUGGACAAAAAACAGUUUCGGCACUGGCUUUGGACCCAUCAGGGGCGCGAUUAGUUUCAGGAGGUUUUGAUUUUGAUGUCAAAUUUUGGGACUUUGCUGGGAUGGAUUCCUCUUUAAAGUCUUUCCGAUCUUUGAGGCCUUGUGAAUGCCAUCAGGUCAAAGGUUUAGAAUACAGUACAACAGGAGAUACUUUACUAGUUAUAGGGGGUAAUGCUCAAGCCAAAAUUAUUGACAGAGAUGGAUUUGAGGUGAUGGAAUGUGUAAAGGGAGAUCAGUAUCUAGUGGAUAUGGCUAGUACAAAGGGUCACACAGCUGCUCUCAAUAAUGGAUGCUGGAACCCAAAAGUUAGAGAAGAGUUUUUGACCUGUGCUAAUGAUUGCACGCUUCGCUUAUGGGAUGUAAAUAAGCCUUUAAAACACAAGAAUAUUAUCAAAACUAAAACAUCUGGUGGACGCAAGACAGUGCCAACCUCUUGUACAUACAGCAAUGAUGGACGUUAUGUUGUAGCAGGCUGUAAUGAUGGUUCUAUACAGUUAUGGGACUACAACAAACAUUCAUUUGUAAAUGUUGCAAUGCAAAACAAAACAGCACAUUCAAAUGGCUCAGAUAUCACAUGUAUUCGCUUUUCUUAUGAUAGUAGAAUAUUAGCAUCACGAGGAGGUGAUGACACACUAAAGAUCUGGGAUAUUCGAAAGUUCCAGAAACCACUACAAAUUGCCAACAACUUACCAAAUAAUUUUCCAAUGACAGACUGUGUAUUCAGUCCUGAUGACAAGUUAAUUGUAACUGGAAUAUCUCUACGUAAAACUGAAACAGAAGGAAAAUUAGUUUUUCUUGACAGGGAAAAUUUGGAGAUCGUCAAAGAAAUGCAUGUUUCAGAGUCUAGCACUGUGCGCUUUUUGUGGCACCCAAAAUUGAAUCAAAUGGUUGUUGGCUGCGGAGAUGGGCAGAUUAAACUUUACUAUGAUCCAAACAAAAGUAACAGAGGUGCUAUGUUGUGCAUGGUUAAAAAGGAGAGAAAGGUCAAACAAGCAGAGAUCGUGGCAGCACAGAAUAUUAUCACACCCUAUGCUCUACCAAUGUUCAGACAGGGGCGGCCAACUUCUACCAGAAAACAUGAGGAGCGAGUUAGAAAAGAUCCAGUUAAAAGUCACAGACCAGACUUGCCAGUGUCAGGGCCAGGUACUGGAGGACGAGUUGGGGCAAAGGGUGCUACUCUAUCACAGUAUGUUGCCCAGCAGAUUGUGUCAAGGAAACCAGAUCCUUUUGAGAAAGAUCCAAGAGCUGCUAUUUUACGACAUGCUAAAGAAGCAGCAGAGAAUCCAUACUGGAUUGACCCUGCUUACAAGAAAACCCAACCAACCCCUGUGUUCAGACAGCCAGAUGAAGAUGACCAUAAGAAAGAUGAAGAUGAGCCAGGACCAAUUUGGAAAAAGAAGAAAUUGCAAUAAUUUCUGUGCUGUAAACUAUGAAAUGUAAAAAUAAAAUGAUGCCCUUCAUAAAACAUGAGAA